GUCGACGACUCGCUGCCGCUUCACCUCCUCCGCCGUGUCUCCUGAGCCUGAGCGCGGACAUCACAGACCAGAGAAUCCAUCAAUACGCGCUGGAAAAGGGACAUAUCCAUCAAAAUGUGGCCAUACCCUGCAGCUGGAGCUCUGCUCACCAGCAUGCUCGCUACGGCAGCGCUUGCAGCGCCUCCACCCGAGCAAGCAAUUCUCCGACCUCCACCGACCUCCGUAGCUCCCUACAACAGCAUCCAAACCGGUGUGGGCCACUUCAGCGAAUGGAGCCGAGCAACAAAGAAGGAAUUCCUCAUCGACUGGCAAGCCGGCAAGGCCUCAGAAUGGAUCUUCGUGCAAGGCAACGAGGGCGGGGACCUCGACAGCAUGACCGCGGCCCUGGCCUGGGCUUAUCAUCUUGAGCAUUCGACUCAAAAUACUUCGCAUCCUCAGAAAGCUAUCGCACUGCUGCAGACUCCGACUGAUGCUUUGGAUUUGAGGCCGGAGAACAAGGUGGCCUUGAAGAAUUCGUUAAUGAGUUCUGGGCAUAGCGAUCUGCUCACUAUUGAUGAACUUCCUGAGGAUCCCGAGACUCUGGCUCGCGAUUUGAAGGGUAUCAUUGUCGUCGACCACCCUGUUCCUCUGCGAAAAUGGAGCCAAGCCCCGAUCCUCUCCAUCUUCGAUCACCACGUAGACAGCGGAGCCGGACCAGACGCAAAGCCACGCAUCUUCGAAAAAGUAGCAAGCUGCACGACUCUCGUGGCUCGUCAAAUGCUGGAUGAACUCGAAGCACUUCCUGAAGAGUAUCACAUGCCUCACGAACUGCUCGAGCUCAUCCUCGGCGCCAUCGCAAUCGACUCCGAUGGCCUAGAAGACGCCACCGAAGAAGACCGCAAAACCGCACAACGCGUCUUGGAACGCAGCAACUGGCACAAGAGCGACCUCGAUGACAAAAUGCAAGAAGUAGCAGAAGCACUCAAAGAUGCCAAGAAAGAUCUCGACCAUCUCAGUGUCCGCGACUUGCUCCGCCGAGACUACAAAGGAGAUCUCGUCGAUACUCCAUCUCCACGUACACCCACUGUCAGCCUUGGCUUCGCUUCAAUCCCCUUCUCACUGGACGAACAAAUUGAGAAAACCGAAUUCCAAGCUCUCUUCGACUGGUUUGCCAUCGAAGCCGCUUGGACAGCACAAGUCGGAAUGGACAUCAGCGUCGCAUUGAACAAGUACAAAGUCAAAGACAAGCACGGCAACAAGCAGAAAAUCCGAGAGAUCGUUCUCGUAGUUCGCAGUGAUGUACGAAUCGAUGAGGAUCAAGCUGACGACCUUUUCCGUACUGUCUCAAAGGCUAUUGAGGAGGAGCCGACGCUGGAUGCUAAGCCUUGGCAUCGUGCUGAUGAGCUUGGAAGAAGGCAGAUGGUGUGGUAUCAUAAGAGGGAAGAUGCGGGGAGAAAGGUGAUCAGGCCGAUUAUUGAGAAGGCUGUCGAGGCUUGGGAUUAGGUGGCCCUGUGGGGUGGGAUGCCUGCGACGGUGGUGACGACGGCGAAGAAGGCGGUGCCUUAUCGAGCAUGAUGACUUGAGCUAUCAUCCCGGCUCUCACCUACACACGAUGUAGACGCGCGACCCCAAGUGCUGCGCACUUGCUCACGCGCGCUCUCGUAUUUGCGAACGGGAUAACUAAGCUUGCUCUGUACCGAUCGGUGACCUGAGGACACAAGAUCUCUACUAGUAGCUCAAAUAAAUUAUAACACACUUCACACAGCUUUCCUUACAUACUCGGAAGACCGUCAGUCACUUCGCAC
Cercospora beticola is the source of this 1784-nucleotide messenger RNA. Its product is annotated as DHH family phosphoesterase. Lineage: Eukaryota; Fungi; Ascomycota; Dothideomycetes; Mycosphaerellales; Mycosphaerellaceae. The record is from RefSeq and is a predicted model, not a curated record. Gene Ontology annotation, cellular component: cytoplasm. Gene Ontology annotation, molecular function: exopolyphosphatase activity.